Molecule: messenger RNA, 833 nt
Organism: Photinus pyralis (common eastern firefly)
Lineage: Eukaryota; Metazoa; Arthropoda; Insecta; Coleoptera; Lampyridae
Product: U-scoloptoxin(01)-Cw1a-like
Exons: 3
Coding region: 338-706 (122 amino acids)
Cellular component (GO): extracellular region
Molecular function (GO): chitin binding
Source: RefSeq, a predicted model, not a curated record
AUAAUUUACCAUUUGAAAAGGCCGAUUAUUAAAAAGUGUAACAAAUCAACAAAUACGUAUUUAUUGAAACAGAAUUGGCGUGACAAGGUAAAUAACAGAAAGUAUGAGAAUGGAUGAAGACCUAUAUCACACUGAUUCGGAAGAUUCUUACUUAAUCUGUGUUAAGAUCUCCCACAUAUAAAAGCCGUCAUCAAUUAGAAGACGCAUUAUUGUUUUACCUUUCGAUCUUUCAACUUUAAAUACGAAAAAAAACGCUCGGCUUAAAUGUGUUACAGUAAUUUAGUUAAUCUCAUUUUUGUUUAAUUAGAUUUGUGUGAGUUUUCUGUGAUUGUUAAACAUGAAGUUUCUUAAUACGGCCAUUAUUUCUUUAGGAGGAUUUUUAAUUCAACUAGUUUUAUGUCAACUCGAUGGUUACAUACCAGGCCAAGAUUAUCCCACUUAUAAUGAAAUACCACGAACUUCAUUUACAUGCGAGCAAAAAAUUCCGGGAUACUACAGCGAUCCAGAAGCUCAGUGUCAAGUUUGGCAUUGGUGCGUACCAGGUGGUCCCCAGUACAGUUUUCUGUGCCCUAAUGGAACCGUUUUUAACCAAUUUGCUAGAGUUUGCGAUUGGUUCUUUAACGUAGAUUGUGCGGGUGUUCAAAAUCUGUACGGAAUUAAUGAAGACUUGUACAUAAUACCGGGGUACAAUCCUCCGCCCCAGUAACGACAACUCACGCCAGAUCACCAAGAUCGAUCUGAUCAUCUCAUAUUUAAGAGUUAUUUAUUAUUUUUAUUUAAUUUUUGUAUUGUACAUAAUAUUUUAAUUGAAAUAAACUGAAUGUCUACGUUUA